Molecule: messenger RNA, 1195 nt
Organism: Trichogramma pretiosum
Lineage: Eukaryota; Metazoa; Arthropoda; Insecta; Hymenoptera; Trichogrammatidae
Product: acyl-coenzyme A thioesterase 13-like
Exons: 3
Coding region: 508-939 (143 amino acids)
Molecular function (GO): fatty acyl-CoA hydrolase activity
Source: RefSeq, a predicted model, not a curated record
UCUGUCUGACAAGUGUGGAGAAACGUGCUCCACAGUUAUCGUCUGCUAAGUGUUGUUUCAUUUUGCUGAUAACGAGACUUCUCUCGUUCUGUCGUUCUUUACAUCGUAUACUUGUGCCUGAUCGUUGAUUUCGGAAUCGCUGCAUUUAUGUGGACAGGCGCGAUCGUUUGAAUCUCGACAUUUGUUUUAUAACUAUUGUUAGUUUAGAGUUUGCUUGGCUUUUUCCGCCAGAAUUUUAACCUCUACAUAAUUGUACUUCAAGACUUUCCCGAUUUCGCUUUUUAUAUCCAUUAUAUAUGUGUACAUAACAAGUGUAUAUGUGCCUAUUAUAGACGUGCGUUACGCAAGCCAAUUACGUCAUCGUAUAAUUUUUCGUAAAAUCACGAACGAAUUUCAAACGAUCCGAUAUAGAAAAUAAGAAAUACACCGAGCGGUAUGUAACGAAAACGCGAAUUGACAGUCGUCUUGGGAUCGCUCGAGCGCGCUCACGAAAGCUCCACCAUCACAAUGUCGAAGGUAGCUCAGUUCAUCAGGACAGUUUUCGACGCUACGAAAAAUUCAAACUGCUACGGUCGCUGCCUGAAAAAGGUUGAGCUGAUCUCGGUCGAGGAUGGCAAGUGCAAAGCCGAAUUGAAAGUCGACGAGGAGCAUCUGAACUACGGCGGAACGUUGCACGGAGGCUUCACCAGCACCUUGGUCGACUGCAUCUCAACUUACGCGCUCAUGAGCCACAAGGCAGCGGUGCCCGGCGUCUCCGUCGAUCUCCACGUCACAUUUCUGAAGGCAGCUUUUCCCGGAGACGUAAUAUCGAUAGACGCCAGAACCAUCAAAGCCGGCAGGACACUGGCUUUCCUCGAGGUGGAAAUAACCAAAAAGGAUUGCGGCUCCAUCGUUGCUCGCGGAGUUCACACCAAAUUCAUCGGAGGCUCUUCGUCUUAGGCUUAAUAUAUAAGUUUGUUGAAAAAAAACUAUUGUUAUUAUUUUGUGUUUAGUGAGCAUCUGUCAUGGCACUUGAUUGUAUUUAUUUUUUCGUUUGUACUGUCUGUUCAAAAGCAACACACGCUCUGAAUAGCGAAUCUCAUUUACAUAGCUAAUAGAAUGCAUUGUUACAAAGUAAGACUUAUUGAGUCGAGGCCGCGAGAGCACCUUGUACAAUGAAUGCUCCAAUUGAGAAAUAAAUAUUUAUAAUCAACAA